This is a messenger RNA of Pistacia vera, 2261 nucleotides long. RefSeq names its product NACHT, LRR and PYD domains-containing protein 14. The record is from RefSeq and is a predicted model, not a curated record. The transcript has 17 exons. NCBI's taxonomy places the organism in Eukaryota, Viridiplantae, Streptophyta, Magnoliopsida, Sapindales, Anacardiaceae. The coding region runs from base 30 to 1847 and encodes 605 amino acids.
AAGUCGAGCACGUUGUAGGGGUCUUGAAAAUGGUGCAAAAAGCUCCUUCUUUGGUGUCUCUAGCCAUGGAGGUACUGAAAACAGAGCUUCUUCGAGAGGAUGAUCUAGUACCGAUUAUUUACGAGAUGCCGGUAGAAUUAUUUGAUAUUUUAUUGACUCACUUGCCUCCCUUGGGCUUGCAGAAGUUACAAAGAGAAAUGCCAUUUAAGGACUGGAAUGACUACGGAUCUACCUAUGAUUGUUCAGGAAAUGAGAGAAAACGUGGAAGAACGUGGAAGUUGGAUGCAGCUUGGAAAAUGUUAUUCAAGAAACGUUGGCCACAGAUUGUCCAUCAAACUGAACCAAAUGGCUGGGAGCAAACAUAUUGGGAAGCACAUUUGCAAAGUUGCCUAGAUGAAGCAGCAGAGGUAGCUGUACUCCCAUCUUUUGACGGGUUUAUUGGUGACAUAAAGAUUUCAGGCACUCUACUGAAACAUAUUGGUUAUGAGGAGCAAAUGAAUCAUUCAGCCUGUGAAUUUUCAAUGUUAUAUUACCAUUGCCAGCAAUUUGGGUGCUAUGCUAGAUCUCUGAGACUUCAAAAUGUGCUUUGUGUUGACGAAACUUGUCAAUUAUUGAAGAACAGUAUGUUGCAAAGCUUGAUAAUAUUGUGGGUCAGAUCCCAAGAACAUGUGCAUAGCUUAUCCAAACUUAUAUUUCAAAACCUUGAAACAUUAACAUCACUCGAAUUUCGUCACUGCAAGCUAUGUGCAUUUUUUGUCGCAUCAAUUUGUAGUGCUCUUUUCGACAAGAGUUUGCGAACACACAGGAUUCGGCAUUUCUCAAUCAUUACAUCAAGCUUUUAUGAAAACAGCCCAAGCUCUGUGACUCUGGAACUUAUUUCGUUUCUCUCUGCUGGAAGGUCACUGCGUUCAUUGAAGUUCAGUGACAGCCAUCUGGACAAAAUUUUUGGAAGAUUGCUUUUCAGUGUCCUGCUUGAGGCUUCAUGUGGUUUAUCCAUCCUUGAUCUUUCAGGAAACAAUAUAACAGGAUGGCUUUCUAAGAUCAACCAGGGAUCCCCAAGUGAUUCCCUGUUAUCUUUACCAGUGAAGACUUUGCAAUCGUUACGUUUUCUCAAUCUAAGGGGAAAUAAUCUUCGGAGAGUUGAUGCAGAGGAUCUUAGAUACGCACUGGUUAAUAUGCCUAACUUGGAGAGCUUGGAUAUAAGUGAAAAUCCCAUUGAGGAUGAUGGAAUCAGAAGUUUAAUUCCCUAUUUCAUUCAAGUAACUGAAAGAUCCCAUCCCUUGGCUAAACUGAAUUUGGAAAAUUGCGAGCUUUCCUGCGAUGGAGUGAUUGCACUUCUUGAUAUGCUUUCAAUGUUGAGAAAACCCCUGAAUUCUCUCUCUAUUGCCGAUAAUGUCCUUGGAAGUCGAGUAGCAGCUGCUUUGGCAAAGUUUUUGGGCACAUCCAUUCAAGUACUAAAUAUUGGAGGAAUUGGACUGGGUUCAUCUGGCUUUCAGGCACUUCAAGUUGGAAUGCAGGGGGCGUUGAAGCUUGUCAAUAUGGACAUAAGUAAAAAUCGAGGUGGGUACGAAACUGCUAAGUUCUUGUCAAAGCUUCUGUCAUGUGCACCGGAACUUGUUGAAGUUAAUGCAGGAUAUAAUCUUAUGCCUUCAGAAUCCUUGUCCAUCAUAUGCUCCGCCCUAAAAGUCGCAAAAGGUCAUCUUCAGCGUGUGGACUUGACGGGGAACAACUGGAAAUAUCAACCAUCUCAUGUUUCCAUGGUUGCUGAAUUCCAGCAUAAAGGACGGCCUAUUGUGAUAUUCCCAUCGCUGGUAGCCUCAGAUGUGCCUUAUGAUGAUGAUCCCUAGAUAUACUGGAGCUGUGUUACGAGACAGUUCCCCUUGAGUCACUAGGGCUGUUUUACCAAUGGUACAAAAUUAUGCUGGUAUAACAAGCAUAUUUCAAUGUAAUUAUAUGUAAGAUGCAUGUCUGCAGUAGGCUUUAAUUGGCUGGUUGGAGAUUUCUGUUAUGAAGUUCUUACCAUUUUGUACCUAUUUAAUUAGAUAACUUCGAAUUUAGUUGAUUCUUCAGUACCCUUGGUCACCUUGAAACAGACAAUUACCUGCUAGGAGGUUCACACCUAAAGCAUCUUGAAAUUUGAUUCAGAAAUGGAUUUACAAACACAAACAUAUAGAAAGGAAUAGCUUGUUUAAGAUCUUGUGCAAGUACAGGGCAUUGGACAAAAUAUAUUGAACUAGUCAUGUUGGUCGUUUGUCAUUUCA